Molecule: messenger RNA, 3042 nt
Organism: Cottoperca gobio
Lineage: Eukaryota; Metazoa; Chordata; Actinopteri; Perciformes; Bovichtidae
Gene: fignl1
Product: fidgetin-like 1
Molecular function (GO): microtubule severing ATPase activity; ATP binding; ATP hydrolysis activity
Source: RefSeq, a predicted model, not a curated record
UAGUUGUGACAAAUUAUGGGUCCCGUUCCGAUAUACGGAAUACGUUAUUUGCCUCAGAUUAGCUCUUUGAUAUUCUCAUAUUUUCAUCUCAUGUCGGUGUUUUGUCAAUUGAAUAUCAAGGACCAUGUGGAUGGUAUUGGCGGGUUUAUAGAUGAGGGGAAAGCGGUAGUGAAAACCUCAUUUAGAUUUUCCAAGGACGAAUUGGAACGAGACAGGAAGUCGUACAUGCUGCAGAAGAAACAGGUGGCGGGAACAACUAAACCGCGAGUUAAAGUACAGCAGCUUUCAACAAGUGAACUGUAUAAAACCUGUGUAUAUAGUGUAGCACUCAUUUACUUUGCCAUAAUAUCAGAAGAUAUCUCUAAUAGACAUUAGCUACUCACCUCGUGAAUACUGUUGUAUAUUGUUCUCUGGCUCUGGAGGAGCUUUGUCGACACGGAGAAAACCCUUUAUGUUUACAGGGUAUCUCAGCUGGGACUGGAGCAGGCCAGGCAUGAGUGGAGCACACCUGGACGAAUGGCAGAGGAGGUCCUUUGACAUUUCAUCUGGCAACUGUACACCUGAACAGACGGCCGAUGCCUACCGGGCCCACAUCCUCUCCAUUCAGUAUGCAUGGGCAAGCUCCCAGCUCUCUCAGGCCGGCAUGACCAGCCUGCUCAGGACUUACUCGGAGCGCUACGCCGCAGUGCUGGACUCGGAUGACCCCCGCACAGGGCUUAACAACUAUGCAGAAAGCGCUCUGCAUCUGGCCCGCAGUCAGAGGAACUACAGUGACAAAUGGGAGUCGUCCCUGACCAUGGAGAGUGUGCUGGAGCUGCCCUGCGUGCAGAGCAUGAUUCAGGCAGGGACAGGUGUGGGAGGCUCCUUGGUGGCAGCAGGAGAUGUUAACAUAUCUGUGGGGCAAGAGAGCAGAGGCAGCUCCCUGUCAACUGCCUUUACCGGAGUCAGGUCAGAGGCUGCAUUGUUCAAACCUAUAGUUCCACCACAACCUAAAACAGAGAUUAACAACACUGCCAGUAAUUCAAACUCAAUCUCCCGACCUCCAGCCCAACUACAGUCUGUGUUUAGUUAUCCAUCUUCUGUUCUUCCUCAGGGAAACCCCGGCCCUACAGGUGGCACGCAAAACUAUCAGUCCUCCUACUUACCCACCUCCAACUCAUCUAAGCGGAAGAAUUUCUACAACCCAGAUGGAGGGGAUGGUGUCAGGGGGCAACACGGAGGUCAAACAGGCACUGACCCGCGAGCUGGAAGCAACUUUAAAACGGCUCGUGAGCAGUUCAUUGUUGAUCAACAGAAAAAACACUCCAACCAGCCCCAGAGAGGUCAGGCCACAUGGACGGCAGUAACUGUAAAGAAAUCUCUGGGCGCUAACAGGCCUCGAGGUACAUUUUCCAAAUUUGUGUCACCCAUUCCGCGACAGGAAGAGGAAGAGGGAGGGGCGAGCUGUAAUUCAAAUCAGGAACCUCAGAUCCUGGAUGAGCGUCUAAGAAACUUUGAGCCAAAGAUAAUCGAGCUGAUCAUGAGUGAGAUCAUGGACCACGGGCCUCCUGUUGCCUGGGAUGACAUCGCAGGCCUGGAGUUUGCCAAGACCACCAUAAAGGAGAUUGUAGUCUGGCCCAUGAUGCGACCUGACAUCUUCACUGGCCUCCGUGGUCCACCCAAAGGCAUACUGCUGUUUGGACCCCCAGGAACUGGAAAAACUCUGAUAGGGAAAUGCAUAGCCUGCCAGUCAGGUGCCACCUUCUUUAGCAUCAGCGCUUCAUCGCUCACAUCCAAAUGGGUGGGUGAGGGAGAAAAAAUGGUGCGAGCCCUGUUUGCCAUCGCUCGCUGCCACCAGCCUGCCGUCAUUUUCAUUGAUGAAAUAGACUCGCUGUUGUCCCAGCGGACAGACGGAGAGCACGAAUCGUCACGUAGGAUAAAAACCGAGUUCUUGGUUCAGCUGGAUGGGGCAGCAACUUCGGCCGAGGAUCGCAUCCUGGUGGUGGGUGCCACCAACCGUCCUCAAGAGAUAGACGAGGCUGCCCGACGUCGCCUGGCAAAGAGGUUAUACAUCCCCCUGCCUGAAGCAACAGCCCGAUGUCAGAUAGUAACUAACCUCAUGACUCAAGAGAAGAACCAGCUGAGAGAGCAGGAGCUGGAGAGCGUGGUAACAGCCACCCAGGGCUUCUCAGGGGCUGACAUGACUCAGCUGUGUCGAGAAGCAGCGCUGGGGCCCAUCCGCAGCAUCCAGCUCAGUGACAUCGCCACUAUCACUGCAGAUGAGGUGCGACCAAUCGUCUACAAAGACUUCCAGGAGGCCCUGCAGACUGUACGACCCAGUGUCUCAUCAAAAGACUUGGAGCUGUAUGAGGAGUGGAAUAAGACUUUUGGAUGUGGACGUUAAGCGUCGUACUGAUUAUCCCUCAGUUACACUUAUGGAUGUUAUUUUGAACUGAGUUGAGAAUUCAGCGCUUGAGGAAUCCAUACAAACGCACAUAGAGUGGAUGGUAACCAAUGAAAACAAACCUUACACUAUUGGCGGGGAAAAAAGCCCAGCAACACUGUGACACAGACUCACCUAAAAGCUAAACACUUAUAAGCUUCACAAAGCUUUCUUACUGCAGAGAUGUUUGUUAGUUCGCAUUAUAUUGAGCCGGUGUUUUGGUUAUUUUGUCCACCCCCAGUGUGUCCAACAGAUCAUUUUAAUUGAAUCGUUAAUCUCUUUACAACCAGCCCGAUGUUUUGUGAACCAUUAGUCUUUGUUCUAACUUACAGGCUAUCGUAACAAAAAAUAUAAAUGUGUUAGCUGAAUGAAGUGAAAGGUGUUUUAACAUUGUUUGGGGAAUGUCUGAAAUGUUUAUCCUGAUUCACAGUAAUCUUUGUGGAGAGAAAGCCUUUUGUGUAUGAAGAAGUCGCUCGGCAAAUUGUUCCCAGCAGUUUGUGCAUUAUCCGUUUGAAUUGUAAUGGCCAGACGGUUUUUGUUUUGAUAUUAAUUUUACUGUCACAUUGUGAUUUUCUGUAAGCAUUUCUUUCCUAAUAAAUUAAAAAUGUUCCUCAUCUACA